ACUUAACCCUACUUUUUUGAUAUAACCUCGCUUGCAGGUGCCCUUUAAGAAAAAUUUACAAUUGAAAAUCAUAAUAAAUUCAAAAAUAAUGUUAACCACGUUGAGAAAAUUUCAAAACCUAGGCAGAAGGACUUUAGUGUUGACCGAACGAACUUGGGGUCUAAAUACAAAUUUAUACUCUAACCACCCAUCUAGAUUAUUACUUAGAAGUUAUAACAAUGACAACUACAACCAAAGGAUACCCAAUGACAACUACACAAGAAGAGAAACAGGGUUCAAUAGAAAUUUUGAACAAACUUUCGGAAGAGAUCUGUUACCUCCCAAUUGGAAAGAUUUAGACCUACAAACAAUUAAAAAAGAUUUUUAUACACCACACGACAAUGUUGUCAAUAGAACAAAGGAAGAAAUUGAGGAGUUUUAUAAAAAUCAUCAAAUUACUGUAAAAGGAGAUGCUCCAAAUCCUAUUUUAAGUUUUGAAGAAGCUAAUUUUCCCGAUUAUAUUAUGAAGGAAAUCAUUAAACAAGGUUAUGAAAAACCUACUGCAAUACAAUCUCAGGGUUGGCCUAUAGCCUUAACUGGAAAUGACAUGGUAGGUAUAGGGCAUACAGGCUCAGGCAAAACCUUAGCAUUUCUACUGCCAGCCCUUGUACACAUUAAAAACCAACCAAGACUAAUGCAAGGUGAUGGUCCCAUUGCCUUAAUAGUAGCGCCGACACGCGAGCUAGCGCAGCAAAUUCAAAAAGUUGCUGAUAUUUUUGGCAGAGCUUCAAAUAUCAGAAAUACUUGUGUGUUUGGAGGUGUGACUCGUAAUUUUCAAGCAAGGGAUCUAAAUAGAGGUGUGGAGAUUGUUAUAGCUACUCCUGGAAGGUUGAUUGACUUCUUAGAAAGAGGGGAUACAAAUUUACAAAGAUGUACCUAUCUGGUUCUGGAUGAAGCUGAUAGAAUGUUGGAUAUGGGUUUUGAGCCUCAGAUAAGAAAAAUUAUUGGACAAAUCAGACCUGACAGACAAACAUUAAUGUGGUCUGCAACUUGGCCUCCAGAAGUCAGAAACCUUGCUGAAGAUUUUUUUAAGAAUUAUGUUCAGUUAAAUGUUGGUUCACUCGAAUUAUGUGCCAAUCAUAACAUUGUUCAGAAUGUUGAGGUGUGUGAGGAAGAUGAAAAGGAAGAAAAAUUAACAGGGAUAUUGGAAGAAAUUGACGCCAGAAAGCAUAGAACUCUGAUUUUCGCGCAAACCAAAAGAAGAGUUGAACAUAUAGCAAAAUUAAUCCACAGGGCUGGCUAUAGGGCACUUUGUAUGCAUGGGGAUAGGAGUCAGAGAGAUAGGGACCGCGUUUUACAUGAAUUUAGAAUUGGAAAGUCCCCAAUUUUGGUGGCAACUGAUGUAGCUGCUAGGGGAUUAGAUGUGGAUGGUAUUAAAUAUGUUAUCAACUAUGAUUAUUCUAAUAAUUCCGAAGAUUAUAUUCAUAGAAUUGGCAGAACUGGCCGCUCUGGUGCCACUGGCACUUCUUAUACCUUUUUAACACCUGAUAAUGCCAGACAGGCUGAAGAUCUGAUAUCUGUUCUUCAGGAAGCUAACCAGGAAAUAAACUCAGAUUUAGUAGCCUUAGCACAAACAAGAAAUAAACCUGCCAAGAAAAAUUUUAACAGAAGACCAAGUUAUAAUGGAUAUAAUAGGGAUCAAAUGAGACAUAGGCAAUUUAGAAGUGAUAUUUCAUAUUGCGCACUUCCGGUGGCGCAAGCGCAAGUUACACUGCCAGCUCUUUGUUGCGGAGAUGAGGAAAUUCUUUCUCUUUCCCCUAGAUCGUUGAAGAGGGCUUGGGGAAACACAAAUAAUGGCGGUGGAAACUUCCGCGGGGGUAGAGAAAACGGCUUCUCCAACGGUGGAGGCAACCGUUUCGGCGGCGGCGGUGGCGGUGGCAGUAGAUUCGGUGGCGGUGGUCGUCAAAAUACCAACGGUAAUGGAUUACGCAAACCAGAAUGGAAUAGCAAAGUUUUGCAGCCAUUUAAAAAAGAUUUCUACGUGCCCCACGAUGCCGUCGCUAAACGUUCGACUUUCGAAGUCGAUCAAUACCGUCAGACAAAAGAAAUAACUAUUGAAGGAGACGUACCAAACCCAAUUCAAAACUUCAACGAAGCUAACUUUCCUGAUUAUGUAAUGAACGAAAUUCGCAAAGCUGGUUAUGAAAAUCCAACUUCCAUUCAAGCUCAAGGUUGGCCCAUUGCCAUGAGCGGUCAUGAUAUGGUUGGCAUUGCUCAGACUGGAUCUGGCAAAACUCUGGCCUACACUCUUCCAUCCAUUGUACAUAUCAACAAUCAGCCACAAGUUAACCGUGGAGAGGGCCCCAUUGUAUUGAUUCUUGCCCCCACUAGGGAAUUGGCCCAACAAAUCCAACAAGUUGCCAAUGACUUUGGCAGAUCUUCAUAUGUACGCAACACAUGCAUCUUUGGAGGAGCUCCAAAAGGGCCCCAGGCUAGAGACUUGGAAAGAGGAGUCGAAAUCUGCAUUGCCACCCCUGGAAGGUUGAUUGACUUCCUUGAAAAAGGAACAACAAAUUUGGAAAGAUGCACCUAUCUGGUGUUGGACGAAGCUGACAGGAUGUUGGACAUGGGUUUUGAGCCCCAAAUUCGCAAAAUCAUUGAGCAAAUCAGACCUGACAGACAAACUCUUAUGUGGUCUGCAACAUGGCCCAAAGAAGUAAGGAAACUUGCUCAAGAUUUCCUCACAAACUACGUCCAAAUCAAUGUUGGAUCUCUUCAACUAUCAGCCAACCACAACAUCCUACAAAUCGUUGAUGUUUGUCAAGAACAUGAAAAAGAAACUAAGCUAAGUCAAUUAUUACAAGAAAUUGGUAACUGUUCAGAACAAGGAGAAAAGAUCAUCAUUUUCGUGGAAACCAAGAAAAAGGUAGAAAAUAUUACAAAGGGGAUAAGAAGAUUUGGAUGGCCUGCAGUGUGCAUGCAUGGCGACAAAUCACAACAAGAAAGAGACUAUGUACUAAGGGAAUUCAGAACUGGAAAAGCCAGCAUAUUGGUUGCUACUGACGUAGCUGCCAGAGGAUUAGAUGUGGAAGGAAUCAAAUACGUAAUCAACUAUGAUUACCCAAACUCCUCAGAAGACUACAUUCACAGAAUCGGCAGAACCGGCCGUUCUGACACAACCGGAACAUCUUAUGCAUUCUUCACACCAGGCAAUUUCAAACAAGCCAGGGAUUUGGUUUCAGUACUAUCAGAAGCUAACCAGGUUGUGAACCCCAAACUCUCCGAAAUGGCGUCAAGAGGCGGCGGCGGUGGUUUUGGAGGUAAAUCUGGUGGCAGAUGGGGUUAUGGAGGCGGUUUCAGAGGCAGGGAAAAUACCGGCCCCAAGCAACAUCAAAGAUUCGGUGGAAACAAUAAAGCGUCGAACGGAUAUGGAAACAGAGGAGGUAACUAUCAUUUUAUUCACUAA
Brassicogethes aeneus is the source of this 3445-nucleotide messenger RNA. NCBI's taxonomy places the organism in Eukaryota, Metazoa, Arthropoda, Insecta, Coleoptera, Nitidulidae. The record is from the annotation of a GenBank genome assembly.